Molecule: messenger RNA, 2227 nt
Organism: Brassica napus (rape)
Lineage: Eukaryota; Viridiplantae; Streptophyta; Magnoliopsida; Brassicales; Brassicaceae
Product: transcription factor ORG3
Exons: 2
Coding region: 846-1586 (246 amino acids)
Biological process (GO): regulation of transcription by RNA polymerase II
Cellular component (GO): RNA polymerase II transcription regulator complex
Molecular function (GO): protein dimerization activity; DNA-binding transcription factor activity, RNA polymerase II-specific; RNA polymerase II transcription regulatory region sequence-specific DNA binding
Source: RefSeq, a predicted model, not a curated record
GUAAAUUCAUGGAUUUCAGACAAUUUCUUGAAAAUAAAUUAUCUCUAUGCAUAUGAUCAUUUUUUGACAUAAAUUGUUCUAAUACAUUUUUAAGCAUAGUUUUUGUUUACUCGAUAAUUUUUUUUCACUAAUAACGAAUGUUCAGUUCAGAUCAUGAAAAUGGUAGUGGUGUAUUUAAAAAUAUAAUACGGCAUAUUAAAAUUUCAAGUUUAUUGUAUGUAGAUUAAUAUAGAAAAAUUCAAAACAAAACAUCAUUUAUUAGCUACACAAAAGGUAUUGAAACAAUUGUAAAGCAUACCGAAGACCAUAAAUUGUCAUAAAUAUUAAAAACAUGUUAGUAAAUUGAAAAUUAAAAAUGUUAUCUAAAUCGAAACAUUUUUAUGCCAAACAUAUUUUUGUGAAUCAAAGAAAAUAUAUGCUUUAUUUUUUAUAAAAGGCUUAAGAAAAUAUAUGCUUUUCAUAAAGAAGAAUUUUUUUUAAAAGAAAAAUACCGAUACAAAGUGUAUUUUACAAAACUCAACUAGUUUUUGUCUAAAAGUAUACCUGCCCCAUAUAUGACCUUAUCAAAUGACAUAUGAGUGAGGUAUAUGCUUAUAAAAAAUGUGAUUCCUCAUUAUAGUACCUAUUACGUCGACGUAUAUAACAUUUCAAAAAUCUUGUAAUAUAAUUUGUUAACUUCAAUUUGACAAAAGAUAUUUAUUUGAUUAUUUUGUCGGUCAAUAUAAUAUCAAUAUCUGUCUCUAUAUAUAGGUCAGUAAUAUUCAACCUAUAGUUCAGGACAUCCUCCACCUAAACAUCCUCAACAGAAGAAAAAAGCUUUAAAAACUGUCUUUAGUCUAGCAAAAAUGCAUGCAUUGGGCCCUCCAUUAUUCCCAAACUCUGGAUGGGCGUCGAGAGGAGAGUAUGAGAGAUACAACCUCAUCGGAGAUAACCAUAAAAUCGGCACGUUUCUUGAUUUUCCGGUACCGCAGACGUAUGGAGUGGUUCAUCAUCAGACCAGCUUAGGGGUUUCUGUUUCGUCAGAGGUAAAUGGAAUAAAUAACAAUUCGGUCGUGAUCAAGAAGCUAAAUCACAAUGCUAAUGAGCGUAACCGUCGCAAGAAAACCAACUCUUUGUUCUCAACUCUUCGUUCAUGUCUUCCAAGCUCAGAUGAGCCGAAGAAGCUAAGUAUUCCUCAGACGAUUUCGCGGAGCGUGCAGUACAUACCAGAGCUGCAAGAGGAAGUUAAGAAGCUAAUACAAAAGAAGGAGCACCUCAUGUUGCGAGAAUCGGGUCAAAGAGAACGUUACGCUAAGCCAGAACCAAAGGUCGCUGCUAGUUAUUUCUCCACCGUUUUUGCUACUAAGCUUAGAGAUAACGAAGUAAUGGUCCAAAUCUCAUCGUCCAAGAUUCGUAAUUUUUCGAUAUAUAAUGUUUUGAGUGGACUAGAAAAAGAUGGGCUUGUUCUCGUUGAUGUUUCAUCUUCGAGUUCUCGAAGAGAACAACUCUUCUACACCUUGCAUCUCCAAGUGGACAAGAUUGAUAAUUACAAGCUAAUUUGUGAAGAGCUAAGUCAAAGGAUCUUGUACUUGUAUGAGGAAUGUUGAAACUAGUUUAAAUAAGAGAGAUUUGUUCUUAUUUCGUUUGAACUGUGUCGUCCAUUCUAUAGAUAAUAUGUCAUUCUUGACUAAAGCCUUGUCUACUUCUAGUCGAGUUGCUUUCUGUUUUUUUUUUUCGGAGCCAGUGAUCGAUACUAAUAGACUGCCCACUACUUUGGUAUUACAGCUAUGAAAUCCAUUUUUUCAUCUACACUUGGAUUUAAUUGUUAUAAAUACUCUUCUGGUGCAAAACUCCUAAUCUAUUACUUCUACCUUUUCAUAUUUAUAUCUCAUUUGUAACAAAAUAUAUAUUUAUAUAUAACAAAAGAUAUAUAAAAAGAUUUAACUGAGUUUUGGUGUAUUAAUGAGAAAAGACAAAAGUGUGUUCACAAGAUUCGGUGAACAAUUUGACAAUUAAUAAAUGGUCCUGCUAUUUAAAGACUUAGAUUAAAAAUUAAAUAAAUGAUUAAUUGUUGUAGAUGGGCUUCCUUUGUUCAACAAAUCUCGCCAUAUAUUAAGGUCGAUCCAAGAAAAAGGCAUGCCGACAUUUAAAAACAGAUCUCCCCUACUUGAAUGAUUUAGUAAGAGGUAAAUUAUCAAGUAACCUAAAAAGGUAUAUAAACAAAGCUCGCCGUUAGAAGAAAGACGCA